AUGUUGAAUUCGAUUGCUUCUACGUUCCGUCUUGUUCUAAUGGUAGUGUGUUCAUGGGGGAAAGUACUGAUAUUUGAGAUGCCGUGGGCCGAUAUGACUGCUGGUGAUAGUAAUCAGUUGAUCUCUGUACAUCCAGAUGACCUCAAGUUCAUUUUUGAGCUGGAAAAGCAAAGCUUUUGCGAUCUUAAAGUUGCGAAUAACACAGAGAACCAUGUUGCUUUUAAGGUUAAAACCACUUCACCUAAGAAGUACUUUGUGAGGCCCAACACUGGUGUUAUACAGCCUUGGGACUCUUGUGUCAUCAGAGUUACCCUUCAAGCCCAACGGGAAUAUCCUCCAGACAUGCAAUGCAAAGAUAAGUUUCUCUUACAGAGUACCAUAGUGCCUCCACAUUCUGAUGUUGAUGAGCUCCCACCAGAUACUUUUAAUAAGGAUAGUGAUGGCAAGGCAAUACAGGAGAUGAAGCUUAGAGUUGUAUACAUCCCUCCUUCGUCAACUGAAGGAAACUCAGAAGAUGAAGUGUUGAAGGGCUCUACACAGAGUCCUGAUGCUAACUCUGCUGUACAGCGCCUGAAGGAUGAAAGGGAUGCAGCUGUUCAACAAACUCAGGUGCUGCAGCAGGAACUGGACUUGCUCAGGAGACGAAGAUAUCGAAAAAGUGAUGCAGGUUUCUCCCUCAUGUUUGCAUUUGUGGUUGGACUUACUGGAAUUAUGGUCGGCUUCCUCUUGAACCUCUCAUUGGCAUCACCGUCUACUGAAUGA
Messenger RNA from Dovyalis caffra, 762 nucleotides. Lineage: Eukaryota; Viridiplantae; Streptophyta; Magnoliopsida; Malpighiales; Salicaceae. The record is from the annotation of a GenBank genome assembly.